AUGGCAACGGGACAGCUUUUCUCUCGGACCACACAAGCUUUGUUCUACAAUUAUAAGCAGCUUCCUGUUCAACGAAUGCUCGAUUUCGACUUCCUCUGUGGACGUGAAACGCCUUCUGUUGCUGGAAUCAUAAACCCAGGCUCUGAAGGGUUUCAGAAACUCUUUUUCGGGCAAGAAGAAAUCGCUAUCCCUGUUCAUGCUGCCAUUGAAGCAGCGUGUGCUGCGCAUCCAACCGCAGAUGUAUUCAUCAACUUUGCAUCUUUUAGGAGUGCUGCUGCUUCGUCCAUGGCUGCUUUGAAGCAGCCAACUAUUAAAGUUGUGGCUAUAAUAGCGGAAGGUGUUCCAGAGUCAGACACCAAGCAGCUGAUUGCUUAUGCUCGUGCAAACAAUAAGGUUCUUAUUGGACCGGCUACUGUUGGAGGUAUUCAAGCUGGAGCCUUUAAGAUUGGUGACACUGCAGGAACAAUUGAUAACAUUAUCCAGUGCAAGCUGUACAGACCUGGAUCUGUUGGUUUUGUCUCCAAAUCUGGUGGGAUGUCUAAUGAAAUGUACAAUACUGUUGCCCGUGUGACUGAUGGGAUCUAUGAAGGCAUUGCUAUUGGUGGAGACGUGUUCCCAGGAUCCACUUUAUCUGACCACAUCCUUCGGUUUAACAACAUCCCACAGAUAAAGAUGAUGGUUGUACUUGGGGAGCUUGGAGGAAGAGAUGAAUACUCUCUUGUUGAAGCUUUAAAACAGGGGAAAGUCAACAAACCCGUGGUUGCUUGGGUCAGUGGGACAUGUGCACGGCUCUUCAAGUCUGAAGUACAGUUUGGUCACGCGGGUGCCAAAAGUGGUGGCGAGAUGGAGUCUGCACAAGCCAAGAACCAAGCUCUCAUGGAUGCUGGAGCUAUUGUUCCCACUUCGUUUGAAGCCCUCGAAUCUGCAAUCAAAGAGACGUUUGAGAAACUGGUUGAAGAAGGAAAGGUCUCUUCUAUCAAGGAAGUCACUCCUCCACAAAUCCCCGAGGAUCUCAGUUCCGCAAUUAAGAGUGGGAAAGUCCGGGCUCCUACUCACAUCAUCUCCACCAUUUCUGAUGACAGAGGGGAGGAGCCAUGCUAUGCCGGUGUUCCAAUGUCUUCCAUCAUUGAACAAGGCUAUGGAGUUGGUGAUGUCAUUUCCCUUCUGUGGUUCAAACGCAGUCUUCCUCGUUACUGUACAAAAUUCAUUGAGAUAUGCAUAAUGCUGUGUGCUGAUCACGGUCCAUGUGUCUCCGGAGCUCACAACACCAUUGUAACUGCAAGAGCAGGCAAAGACCUUGUCUCAAGUCUUGUCUCAGGUUUAUUGACCAUUGGUCCUCGAUUUGGUGGUGCCAUUGAUGACGCUGCUCGAUACUUCAAGGACGCGUGUGACAGGAAUCUCACACCUUAUGAAUUCGUUGAGGGAAUGAAGAAGAAGGGAAUCCGAGUCCCCGGGAUUGGACACAGGAUCAAGAGCAGAGACAACAGAGACAAGAGAGUGGAGCUGCUUCAGAAAUUCGCUCGGUCUAACUUCCCAUCAGUGAAGUACAUGGAGUACGCAGUGCAAGUGGAGAGCUACACGCUCUCAAAGGCAAACAACCUCGUACUCAAUGUUGAUGGAGCCAUUGGAUCUCUCUUCUUGGACCUUCUGGCUGGAAGUGGGAUGUUCACCAAGCAAGAGAUCGAUGAGAUUGUUCAGAUCGGUUACCUCAACGGUCUCUUUGUUCUUGCUCGCUCCAUCGGUUUGAUCGGGCACACCUUUGAUCAGAAGAGAUUGAAGCAGCCACUGUACCGUCACCCAUGGGAAGAUGUGUUGUACACCAAGUAA
Thlaspi arvense is the source of this 1827-nucleotide messenger RNA. The record is from the annotation of a GenBank genome assembly. NCBI's taxonomy places the organism in Eukaryota, Viridiplantae, Streptophyta, Magnoliopsida, Brassicales, Brassicaceae.